CCCACCCGAGCAGGUGGGAGAGAGCCGUACCCAGGCUCAGCAGAAGUGAUUCGGGAGUCCAGCAGCACCACGGGCAUGGUUGUUGGGAUAGUAGCUGCUGCAGCCCUAUGCAUCCUCAUACUCCUCUAUGCCAUGUACAAGUACAGAAACCGGGAUGAAGGUUCAUACCACGUGGAUGAGAGUCGAAAUUACAUCAGUAACUCAGCACAGUCUAAUGGGGCUGUUGUAAAGGAGAAACAACCCAGUGCGAAAAGCGCCAACAAAAACAAGAAAAACAAGGAUAAAGAGUAUUACGUCUGAUCCCGAGA
Molecule: messenger RNA, 308 nt
Organism: Oryctolagus cuniculus (rabbit)
Lineage: Eukaryota; Metazoa; Chordata; Mammalia; Lagomorpha; Leporidae
Source: RefSeq, a predicted model, not a curated record